AUGAGAGGCAAGCCCAGGAGAUAUGCAAAAGCAGCUUUCUUGACUCGUCGUUACAUCGAGAGGUUCAAGGCAGACCCUAGCUGGAAAACAAAAGGUAUUUUGGUUGCAGUGAAAGAGGAUCUUAGAACUGAUAUCACCAGAAAUGUGGCUUGGAAAAUGAGAAGGUAUGCAAAUGAAUUGCUAUACAGGACAAUUGAGGAACAAUUCACACUAUUGUGGUCAUAUGGUUCAAAGGUGUUGCGUACCAAUCCAGGCUUAAAUAUGACCAUCAACAUGUUUUAUGAUGUCUUCCAGGGGAUAUAUAUUUGUUUUGAACCAUGUAAGAUUGGCUUUGAAAGAGGUUGUAGGAAAGUGAUUGGCGUAGACGGCUGUGACUUGCAAGGCUGUUUUGGAGGCAUAUUGCUUACGGCCAUUGGUCUAGAUGUAAACAAUUGUGUAUAUCCUAUCGAACUUCUUGCAGCAGAUCUUGAGAUUGGUAAUGGGGAUGGUUCGACUGCAAUAACAGAUCGCCCAAAGGGGUUGCAGAACGUUGUUGAUGAACUACUUCAGGAGUCCGAGCAUAGAUUCUGUGUGCACCAUAUGUACUCAAACCUUUUCAGUGCCAACUUCAAAGGAAAGACAUUGAAAGAUUAUCUAUGGCAUCUGAGCAUCAUGCGAAGAAUACAAAUGCAAAGGGAUAAGAUGAGGUCAUAUGUUGGUCAGCUUUGCUCAAAGAUCAGAAAGAAAGUAGAGUGUAUUUCAGGGUCUUUUGUGGUGGACCUUAAAGACAGAAGUUGUGGAUGUCACAAGGGAGAGUUAACUGGGAUACCAUGCUUGCGUGUGGUAGCAGUGAUUUGGGAGUGUAGAAAUGAACCGGAGGAUUAUGUUGACAAAUGCUACAUGAAAGAGACAUACUUGAAUUGUUACGAUAAUAUAUUGAACGCUAUCAACGAGCAACGAUUGUGGCCAGAGGUAAAUGCAGGACCGAUAAACCCACCAAAGUAA
Olea europaea var. sylvestris is the source of this 984-nucleotide messenger RNA. RefSeq lists its product as uncharacterized. Bases 1 to 984 code for a protein of 327 amino acids. The record is from RefSeq and is a predicted model, not a curated record. The transcript has 5 exons. Lineage: Eukaryota; Viridiplantae; Streptophyta; Magnoliopsida; Lamiales; Oleaceae. Gene Ontology annotation, molecular function: zinc ion binding.